Messenger RNA from Gadus chalcogrammus (walleye pollock), 956 nucleotides. Its product is annotated as kalirin-like. The record is from RefSeq and is a predicted model, not a curated record. The transcript has 8 exons. The coding region runs from base 1 to 822 and encodes 273 amino acids. Gene Ontology annotation, molecular function: guanyl-nucleotide exchange factor activity. NCBI's taxonomy places the organism in Eukaryota, Metazoa, Chordata, Actinopteri, Gadiformes, Gadidae. Gene Ontology annotation, cellular component: cytoplasm. Gene Ontology annotation, biological process: axon guidance.
AUGUCUCUGCGAAGCAACCAUGACAGGAUCAAACACGAGGAGCUGAAGAGACUGGUCACGUACCUGUCUACCGUGCCCAGCGAGGACGUGUGUAAGCGGGGCUUCACGGUCAUCAUGGAUAUGCGGGGGUCCCGCUGGGAGCUGAUCAAGCCGCUGCUGAAGACCCUGCAGGAGGCUUGCUCCCAGAUAUGCGUGGCACUCAUCAUCAAACCAGACAACUUCUGGCAGAAGCAGAAGACCAACUUUGGCAGCUCCAAGUUCUCCUUUGAGCUGACGGAGGACUUCGAGGGCUCACUGGACUACAACCACGACGAAUGGAUGGACCUCCGCGUGGCACUGGAGGAGUUCAUCUGUAGCGCCGCCCACCUGCUAGCCCGGCUGGAGGAGCUGCAGGAGCUCCUGUGUAAGAAGGACUUCCCGCUGGACGUAGAAGGAUCUCGGCGCCUCAUCGAGGAUCACACCCUGCUCAGGAAGAAGGUCCUGAAGGCUCCGGUGGAGGAGUUGGACCAGGAGGGCCAGCGUCUCCUCCAGUGUAUCCGCUCCAGUGAUGGCUUCUCUGGGAGGAACUGCAUCUCUGGCUCGGCUGACUUCCAGAGCCUGGUUCCCAAGGUGGCCAGUCUGCUGGAUAAGCUCCACUCCACCCGCCAGCACCUCCACCAGAGCUGGAGCUCCAGGAAGCUCAAGCUGGACCAGUGCUUCCAGCUCCGCCUCUAUGAGCAGGAUGCAGAGAAGAUGUUUGACUGGGUCAGCCACAACAAGGAGGUGUUCCUGCAGAACCACCAGAGAUUGGCGUGGGCUACCAGCACGCCGUGGAGCUCCUGACCCAGCACAACCACUUCGCUAUGAACUCCAUGGUGAGCAUCGGGGACACAACACAACACCACAACAUCUGGCCAGGACAAACCAGGAGCCGCAACGCCACAACAUCUGGCCCACCAUUUCUAAUAUCACCCAGA